Molecule: messenger RNA, 1479 nt
Organism: Centruroides sculpturatus (bark scorpion)
Lineage: Eukaryota; Metazoa; Arthropoda; Arachnida; Scorpiones; Buthidae
Product: wings apart-like protein homolog
Exons: 5
Coding region: 56-604 (182 amino acids)
Biological process (GO): regulation of chromosome condensation
Source: RefSeq, a predicted model, not a curated record
UUUUCAUAAAAUUAAAAAAUUUUCUGAAUUAAAUUUAUUCUAGUCUUUAGGAUUGAUGAUCAAUCUAGUGGAACAUUGUAAAGAAAACAGAGAUCAGAUUGUCAGAGCACAUUGCGUUGGAUCAUACGAAACUCCAAAUGAUGGAAAAAAGCUUACUGCAAUAGAAGCACUAGUAGAAGUAUUUUUAGUCAGAUUAGAAGCUGCUAAAAAAUCAGAAGAACAAGCUGAUGCUCUUCUUACAUCUCCAGAAGAAAAAAAAGAAGCUGAAAGUAAAAAAGAUGGUAAAGAAAAUAACGCUUCAUCAUUGCCUCAAGCAUUGCCUGCUGAAGAUCUAGAAGAAACUUUAAUGAAAGCACUUCAGAAAGCAGGGAAGAAUAUGGAGCAUAGUGUUAUAGGAUCAUAUAUAGCACUUCUGCUAGGUUGUGUUAUACAAAAUAAUCAGGAAUAUGCGAAUCUACUGAAAGAAAAAAUGCCAGAAAGGAAGUUUGAUGUAAUGGUAGAAGUUCUGAAAAAAUUUCUUAAUUUUGUUAGUCUUACCGGUGUUGUGGGAACUACUGGUAUUACGUCCAUCCAAAGAGUGGUUGAAGUUCUUGAAUCCAGUUAACAUAGUAAUUUUACAAACACAUGAAUCUUAAUCUACAAGAAACUGCACCAUAGUCAAAUAUAUCUUUUGUCAGUUUUUUUAAAACUGACAUGCUGACUUGUACAUGUUAAUCAUCCGAUUUUGAUGUACAUAAUAAUUUCCAGAUAUAUACAGUGUUUAAUGUGUAUUUUGCUGAAAAAAAAAGUGCAUUUCUUGACAAUUGAAAUUGAUAGAGGAAAAAGUGCUUCAUGUCAUCAUCAUCACUUGGUUUUUCAGGUGCUGUCACAUCAAGAAAGGAAUAUUGUGGCACUUGUUGUUUGGAACCAAGUAUGUGUGUAUGUGCAUGCAGGUGUGUUAUCAGAAACUAUUUAGGAAUGGAGAAAACUUCCCAUUCCAUCUUUUUCUCCUUCUCCACUUCUUUUGUUGAUUCUUUAUGAAAAUACACAUUAUACAACUUUGUUUUAACAAAGAAUAUUAAUGUUUUGUCUAUUUUGUGUAGGAUAUUUAAAAUUUUUUCUUCACAGUCCAUAAUUAUGAAUAUGCAUAUUUAAUUUUGCACUGAAAUUUUUUAUUAUAUAUAUAUAUUUGAGCAGUGGAAAAGAACUUUUAAACAAGUAUAUAUAUAUAUGAUAAACUUAUUCAAAAUUCUUUUUCACUGUAUGAAACAUAGAAAGGUGUAUGUUCUUGGCAGUGGAAAGAAACUGCAAACAAGUCAUCUUAGCAAAUAGAAAUAUGUCAAAGAAUGUGCUGGAUUUUAAAGGAAGAUGACAAUAUUGAAAUUCUAAAUUCAUUUAUUAUUAUUAUUUUUUGGCUUUUCAGUUUAUAUCAUAAAUUGAAAUAUUUUGAAUUUAUAUUAUCUAUAAAUAUAGAAAUUUAUUUGGCAUUUAACAUUUUGU